AUGCUUCUGAUCGCCUCGCCUUUCUACACCGCUCCCGUCUUUGUUGGUAUGCAGUUCAACUGGUUAUUGCUGGGUCUGCUUCUCGUUCAAGUCUACUACUUUUAUCACGCCUUCCCCAACGAGAGGUGGGGAAUCAAGGCCCUAGUGUACACUCUUCUGCUAAUCGACUUGGUUGAAACUGGCAUCGGCUCGUGGGCCACGUACGAAAUGCUGGUAAAGAACUGGGGCAAUUCUCAAGUGUUCUUCCACGUCACAUGGGCCGCUUUUGUGCAGCCAUUCACCGCGGGCCUGACCUCCACUAUCGUUCAACUAUUCUUCGUCUGGCGUAUUCUCAAGUUGAAAGGAAGUGUACUCAUCGUGCGCCUCAUCUGUCUCCUGAUUUCUCUCAUCUCACUGGCCCAAGGUCUCUGCGCAAUGGUGAAUUCCAUUCGAUUGGGCCAAGCACUAGCUCGUACCUCCGAUCUGGAUGGCGCUGCUGGGCAACUAAACACCAAAAUAUGGUUAGGUGGAGCCGUAGCAGCCGACAUGCUGAUUGCCAUCACCAUGUCAAUUAUUUUGGCUGCACAGCGGCGUUCGGUGCCUUGGGCCAAGACAGACUCGUUGAUCACCACACUCAUUAUUCAUGCAGUCGAGACUGGCUCAAUCACGACUAUCGCUGCCGUCCUACAGCUGGCACUCUUCCUUUCGCACCCUGAAAACUUCAUGCAUAACGCGCCGCUCUUGAUCCUCACCAAAUUAUAUUCCAACAUCGUUUUAGCGACACUCAACUGGCGUGCCGAGCGCAAACAUCACGUCUUCAGCGAAAGCAGCAACCCAAGCACGGGAGUCAACGUCGCUGGACAAAGCUUUGGAUUGAAGCGUAUGCCUGCCAGUGGUGACCGCUCAAAAACUGUCACGGUAGAGGUUCAUCAUGGGAGCGAGACCGACCUCGAGCAGAAGCGACCUGGUAUCGACUUUUGA
Molecule: messenger RNA, 960 nt
Organism: Mycena indigotica
Lineage: Eukaryota; Fungi; Basidiomycota; Agaricomycetes; Agaricales; Mycenaceae
Exons: 12
Coding region: 1-960 (319 amino acids)
Source: RefSeq, a predicted model, not a curated record